CAUGCCAUGUCUAUGGUCACUAAAUUUUCAUAUGCGAAGGCUUUGAUAUCGUUGACAUUGCAAUAAUAGGCAUGGAAAACUACAGCGUAAAGUUGGAUCCGGAGACUCAGCUGUGCUGCACGCUGUAUAUGUUUACCGAUGUCACGAAUAUCGCCGAGAUACGCGAGAAAGUCGUGAGUCGUUCGCUUCGUUGUUGCGCGGCGAAGGCUUCUCUCAUGGUGGACGCUCUGCAAGCGGUGGUGGCUGCCAAUAAAGCCACCCUGAACGCCGAGCGAAAUUGUCUGACGACCAAAGAUGUGUACACGGAGAUACUGUUUUGCCUGUCGAUGUCCAAGAACAUAUCGCGCUCUUUGCAAGAGUUCGGUGUCAGCGACAGUGACAAGAAUAUCGUAGUGAUAAUCGUGCACAAGCUCGGCGAGGAGCAGACUGUAUCGGCGGACGUUUUGAAGAACGUCAAAGGUGAGCGAGUAAUCGUUUCCAGGAUGCGAGAGUUCGCCGAUGUAAAUCUUGUGAAGAGAAUCUACAAAGUCGACGAGGACGAACUGUGCGUUUCUGAUCUGACCGAUGCCGUUGUCUCGAGGAUCGCUUGCAAGGAUUUCAUGUUAGUGAAAUAAAGACUGAGAAAUAAAAGAAAAUAUCUUUAAUAAAUAAUUAAUUAAAUAAAAAAAAAAAAAUAUAUAUAUAUAUUCAAGGCCAUAAUUGUUAUUGAGAUGAGAAAUGUUUGAUACAUGUGUAAUUUAAGUGCAUAUAGAAUGUAUUUAUAUGACCAAUAAGCAAUUUAUAUACUUACAUUUCCCUCUUAUCGAUUAAUUAUCAUAUUUUCGUUUAUGAUGUUUGUUUUUCUCUCUCUCUCUCUCUCUUUCUCUUGACCUUUCCUACA
This is a messenger RNA of Dinoponera quadriceps, 880 nucleotides long. RefSeq names its product EKC/KEOPS complex subunit TPRKB-like. Gene Ontology annotation, cellular component: nucleus; cytosol; EKC/KEOPS complex. Gene Ontology annotation, biological process: telomere maintenance via recombination; tRNA threonylcarbamoyladenosine modification. Bases 72 to 614 code for a protein of 180 amino acids. The transcript has a single exon. The record is from RefSeq and is a predicted model, not a curated record. NCBI's taxonomy places the organism in Eukaryota, Metazoa, Arthropoda, Insecta, Hymenoptera, Formicidae.